Messenger RNA from Rhagoletis pomonella (apple maggot), 1619 nucleotides. RefSeq names its product protein grindelwald-like. Lineage: Eukaryota; Metazoa; Arthropoda; Insecta; Diptera; Tephritidae. The transcript is spliced from 4 exons. The record is from RefSeq and is a predicted model, not a curated record. The coding region runs from base 1 to 660 and encodes 219 amino acids.
AUGUACGAGCGUCUGUUGAGCUUACACGAGGCCCAUCUGCCCAAGGGUAAUCCACACGUAGUCAAACGUAGUACUUCCGCUGUCUAUUUUCUCGUUUACACAUACAUAUGUACAUAUUUAUCUGUGGUAUGCGGCAAUCGGAGUGGUCAGCGUGGGAACAGGCAGCUGCUGGUACGAAACGAGCAACUCGAAUACAACAAAUACGAUCCACUUAAAGCCGAAAUUCACAGCAUUCAUGAGCAACAGAACACCAUAUUGAUAUUGCUGAUCGUCUUGCUGGCACUCAUUGCUAUAAGAUACAUAUACAAAUGUGUACGUUGGUUCCGACGUAAUCGCAUCUUCACAUCAAUGCUAAAGAAGCUGCACAAGCAGCAUGAAGCCGCCGGCACUGGCACAAAUGGCAAGGAUAUGGCAGUGGGAGCGACAAUAUCCAAUGUGAUGGCCAUAAAUGGUGAUAUGGAGCGAGCGCCAUCGCAGAUAUUUAGUGUAACGGGCGCUGAAGGCUCGGUAAUGACAAUGACAACACCAGUCAGCACACGCUAUCCGGCGGAGAAUAGCACUACACCAACAACAGUGGUGACAGAGUAUUCGUAUGAUAAUCAAGCGCUUGCAUUGACGCCUGUUUCGGAGAAACCAAAUGGUGGUGUGCACGCCUUUUGAACGCAUUUGAGGAUAUGUUUGCCAUAGCGAGAAGAGCGGAGUUGGGGAGAGGAAUUUCUAUCGAGAGACAGUAAAGGUGAAAAAUGAGCGAAUAACGUAUUUGGGAGAUCUGUCGUAGAGAGACGUGUUAGUUAAAUGAUAUUAUAUAUUGAAUCAUCAGUUAAAAAUUAUGAAAGUAUUACACGUCGGCCCAGUAAAGGAAGUUUUCACGACUACUUAACCUAAUUAGGCAUACGCUGAAGAUCAUCAUUAUAUUGGCACCGAUCGUGUAAGAGAUGAUCAAUCUUAUGGAAGCAAAUACUAUAUACCUACCUCGCUUGAUUGACUAUCUCAGUCGGGAGGUUCGUUGUUUUGUUCGAACUAUUGGUUUGAGUAAGCGGGGAAGCAACUCUAUCAUUUCGAUUUCGAAGUUUUAUUAGUGCGGAAAAGUUGUGUUACAUGAUAACGUUGAAUCGUGUUCAACCGUUUUCCGAUCGAAGAUUAAGAACACGUAUUCAAAGUAUAAAAGAAUCUCAAUUUAAGAGAUAUUUCGAAACUUUAAGGCUCUUGGAGCGACCGUAUAUAUUAUUCCAUUCAAUGUUUUCCACUUACGCAACUUUUUCGCACUACUAGAAUUUCGAAAUUGAAAUUGUUGAUUUUUUCGCUCCACCCUACGGUUCAUUUUCCUACAACCCAUGCAAAUAUCAACAAAAAAAAAAAUUCUAUAAAAGCAGCUAAAAGCUAGUUACUUUGGCAAAAAAAAAUUUAAUAUCUACAAGAUUCAAUUUUUUAUGAAUCGCUUAUGACUCGUAUGUAAAGUACACCUGUGACGUCAAUUAUACACUCAUGUACUUAAAAUUAGUAAUUUAUUUAGCUGUAAAUUAAUGAGAAAUCAUUGGUAAAUUGUUUGAAUAAGCAACGAAUACAUCAUUGAAGAAGAUAUUAGAGAGCAAAUGUGAAUUCUUAAAAAAAAAAAAAAA